AUGGCUUGUCAAGCUGCAGACGACAAUGUUACCAGCCUUACAGAAUUUCGAUGCCUCGAUCCUUCUGGACAAGAGCAAGAAGAAUCCUUCUUCUCAUCCAUUUUUCAAUUCCUUGGAUUUCGCAUUCCAACUGGGUCAGUGCCUGAACUGUCUAAGGAAGAUGAGGACUUGAGCCAGCCCUCUUCACCUUCAACAGUAAUAAUCUCAAGCUCUGAGGUUGAAUCACCACUGUCAGCCAGAAAAGUCAUGCAGCGUUUACGCAGUCUACUCUCUGAGAACUGGAUCCCCAACCAGCAGCGCCAGGCAUCUCGAGCAUACUGGAUGCCUGAUGCUGUUAGUCGAGAGUGCUAUGACUGCAGUGAACGCUUCACGACAUUUAGGCGGCGUCAUCACUGCCGAGUUUGUGGGCAGAUCUUUUGUGCUCGUUGCUGCGGGAAAGAAUUGCCUGGCAAACUCCUCGGGCAAAAGGGUAAUAUCCGAGUGUGUAACUACUGCUAUCGUGUCACCUCCAGCUACCUCAAUCAGAAUGGAUCUUUCUCAGAUGCAUCAGCUGAAGAAGGAUCCAGACGGGAAACCCUCAGUCGAAACCAUGGCAGCAUUACUUCUCUGAGCAGUGAUGAUGCAGUCCAACGUAUCUUGACCAACUCAUUGAAACGGAAAACUUCCCUCAGAAAUCAAGAGGAUAAGUUUGCUGCUUUUUUGCAGUCAUCAACUGCUUCAAGCAUGCCUGCCAUGUUGCCCUCAAACAGUGCUGUAGUGGAAGAAUAUACAACAGAUCUGCUGGAUGACCCAGUAUGGUUAGAAAGCACAUGGAUGCAAGUUUUCCUACAUGAACAGCCACUGAAUCUCAGAACAGGGAAGCGUGUUUCCCCUCUGACAGGCUCUGAAAUGGUCAAUCGAUUGAUCCAGGCUGGCCGUGUCCAACUUCGUUGCCAAGGCAGUGAAGUGUUCCAAGUGUUCUUAGAUCUUGGAAUGAUACGUGCUUGUGCCCGAAGUGGGAAGAUAUUCAAAGAUUCCCAAGCUUUGUAUGAACCAGUACCUGUCAGCCUGCGAGAGGCCCUGUCUGACACUGGGAAUGGGGUUUCAGCUACUGCCACUCUCAUUGGGAUUCCAUCAUCUGCUUCCUCAUUCAGUGUUGAUGAAAGGCACAUGAAUCAGUUUGGAAAUGAGCCUAUUCCAGGCUUCACAUCUCCAGCUGCCCUGUCAGAAGACUGUGUGAGAAGUGUUCUGAAAUCAACCACUGAUGACUGCUUUUCCAGCAUGGACAUUUCACCCAGUUUCCACCCUGACAAAGAGCAACAGAUGCAUAGCAUCUUUUCUAGUGCUUAUCAUUCUCAUGAGCAGGCCUUGAUUCAUCAGUUAUUGGAGCAAGAAGGUCUUCCCACAUCUUGGGUGAGCAUUCUUUCAUCUUUGGUACAUAAUGUUGUGGACAAUGUCACUCCAGAUGUGCGACACAACAAUGAUGACAUGGACAUCUGUCAGUAUGUUCAUGUGAAGAAGGUUCCAGGUGGAUCUAAGGCAGAGAGUAUGGUAGUGAAUGGUGUUGUCUGUUCAAAGAAUGUAGCUCACCGCAGCAUGAUCAUCAAACUUAUUGAUCCUCAAGUACUGUUGCUUGGUUCAGCCAUCAUGUAUCAGAGAGAUGAGAGCAAGUUAGUGUCUUUAGAACCACUGAUCCUUCAAGAGUACGAGUAUUUAAGAAAGGUUGUGGCCAAGAUCAUGUCCUUUGGUGCAGACAUCAUCAUCGUGGAGAAAAAUGUUUCCCGGGUCGCCCAGGACCUCCUCAAAGAUUCAGGAGUGACCUUAAUUUAUAAUAUGAAGCCAUCUGUCAUGGAGCGUAUCUCUCGGUCAACUAGAGCUGACAUUGUACCUUCAAUUGAUGCCCAAAUUGCACAACCUGACCUUGGAAUCUGUCACAACUUUUUCAUCAAGACAUUCUCAUUAGAUUCUGGCUUAAAGAAGACUUUGAUGUUCUAUGAUGGAUGUGCCCCACACUUAGGUGUGUCAGUGAUUCUGAGAGGUGGGACCCUCCAAGAACUCAAGCGUGUGAAGCGGGUCCUACUCUUCAUGAUCUUGGCAGCCUAUAAUUUUAAGUUGGAGCAAUCUUUCCUUAUUGAUGAAUGUGCAAAUGUGCCUGAUGAUGCUGUUGAAACUGCAAGAAAUAAAAAGGCAUCAUUUCAAAUUGGGGAGGAUGACCAUAGCGAAAGAAUCAAGGAUCAGGAAAACAUAAUGGAAGGCAAUCAAGACCCUUUAACUGCACCACAUUCCAAAAGCCAAGAUGGUCCUCACCCAUGUGACAUAAGCUUUUGUUCUACCUUGUCUGAAACAAUUUUGUCACUUUCUCCUUUUCAAACAUUUCAACCACCUUAUUUGGAGACAUCAGAUGGAAAGCAAUGCAAGCUAAGGAACUUUUUCCCAAAGGAUCUAUAUCUGCAGAUGCAAAAUCGAACCCUGUUCCAAUCACAACUUCAUGAAAAGGGUUUGAUCCAGUUAGAUUCCUGGAGCAAGACAGAUAUGGGAAAUCUGCACCCUUUCCUCUCUGCCAAGAUUACUGAGAAUGUGAAGCAGAGUGAUGGACUCCAGGGUCUUCUGGCUGACUUUAGGUCCCGUGGUGGCUAUGUCCGCCAGAACAGCCUGGACUCAAUGAUCCGUCGAAGACAGUGCUCACCCAUGGAGAUAUGUGAUGAUGGGCAUGAAGACCUACUCGCUCAGGGUGGCCUUCCAAAUGCACUCAACCCCUACAACCACCAGAAGUUGACUGUCCUUUUUUCCACAUUUGCACCUGACUCCCAUGAUUUCUGUGUCCAUCCUAGGGUUGUUGAUAUGUAUUUCUAUGGCUGUAAUGACAUCCCACUUGGUGGAUUCCUAGAGUGGUACUGCUUCCGCACAAGUUGCUUGUGUCCAGCCAAGUCCUGCGAAGUUCCUCUGGUGGAACAUGUGAGACGCUUUGCUCAUGAUAAGGGUUGUAUAGAGAUCAGGAUCGGGAGCUUGGAUUCUGAGACUCCAGUCACGCUGUCCGGAAUUGUCUGCUGGACAUGGUGCAGGUCCUGUCAAGAAGCUAGUCCAGUGGUAUCCCUGUCACAAGACUCCUGGAGUUUUUCGUUUGCCAAGUACCUGGAAUUGCAUUUUCAUGGAGGCAUUUACCAGAGGCAGGGAAGUUUGAGAAUGUGCCAGCAUUCCAUUCACAAGGAACAUAAACAAUAUUUUGUGUCAGGGCAACUGGUGGCAACAUUCGAGUUCAAGCCAGUUUCGUUGUGGGAGAUCUCACUCCCAUCCAUCGUCUUAGAGAGUCAUCUUUCUUUGCCCAGUCGAGAGUCUCUUCUGGAAUCCAUUUCCUGCUUGCUGACGCUUGGGCAUACGACCUUCGAUGCAAUGCACGGCAACCUUGAGGCUCUGCGGAAGGGAUUAGAGGAUUUUCAGUAUGACCUUGAAUUGGGCGCCAUCAGUCACUUUGUCGAUGAAGAGGCUUCAAAUCCCUUCCGGAGUCAGAUGGAACGUCUUCAACUACUCUUCACAGAUCUUAAGUUAUCCUAUUCCGAAUCUAAAGUCCUCCAGAUCCUGGAUGGUCUUGUGAAGGCAAAGACCACAACUUGCCAAGCAGUGUUGAAGUGGAAUUCCAUGAUCCAAGAAUUCCAACAAAUGAAGAAGAGAGAAGAGAAAUUGAACCGCGCCAGCUCCAGAGCAGCUUUAUCGCCAGUGUCUGAAGCCAGGAAGUUGCCAGAACAGAAACAGGAGGAAGACUCGUCCGGUUUGCGAGUUGAUGAGGAGUCUCAAACUGUCCAAACUGUGAAGCGAUCAGAAAGUUCCCCAGCUUUACCUGCACAUGAUGCUGAUUUUGACGAUACUCAGCUGUUGCAGCCUCUGAAAAGCAAGGCUGAAGAGCAGGAAAAGAAGUCAGUACCUGCAAGAAGUUUCUUUGGUUCGGGUCCUUCCUAUACUGUGUCAUAUCCUUUCCCAGCAUCAGAGCAUUACCUUUUACCUCUUUGUGUUGGACCAGCAGUAGUAAUUUAUGAGGAUGAACCCAGUUCCAUGAUUGCCUUUCUCCUCUCAUCGAAAGAGUAUCAUGUCCAGGUGGCCGAAAUACAGACCGGUGUGCAGACAGGGAACUCUGAAACCGAUCUGUUUCACAUGAGCCUGGAAUCAAACAAUACUGAGUCUUCAGUCAACGACUCCUCGUUCUGGUCCAAGGAUCCCAAAGUGAAGCCGGGGACUCAGAAUGGACGUUCCUGUACCAUUGAAAUGCAGUUUACUGAUCAUGCGCAUAAGUUUUGUCUUCGGGCCUACUUUGCGGCCCAGUUUAGGCAACUGCGGCGAAGUGUCUACCUAGCUGGUGAGGAAGCAUAUGUUCGAUCCUUGUCUCGAUGCAGUCCAUGGUUGGCUAAAGGUGGAAAGUCCGGUUCACCGUUUUGGAAGACCCUAGACGACCGUCUUGUUUUGAAGCAGAUGAAGCAGAUCGAGAUCCAGUCCUUCCUUGAAUUCGCUCCCGAUUAUUUCCAGUACGUCCAGGAGUCCCGGCGUGAGAACAAACCCACAGUGCUUGCCAAGAUUUUGGGCAUCUACCGCGUCUCCUUCCGAACUUCAGGUCUCAGCAACUUCAAGAUAGAUGUAUUGGUCAUCGAGAACCUUUUUUACGGACGCGUUAUUUCCCGCAAAUUUGAUCUGAAAGGAUCCAUGAGAAACCGCUUGGUGAAACACAGCAAGGUGGAGGAGUGCACGGUGCUACUGGAUGAAAACUUGUGCAAGAUGACUUUUGAUGACCCUCUGUAUAUCUACCCCCAUUCGAAGGAGAUCCUUUCCCUGGCAAUCAGCCGUGAUGCCCAGUUCUUGACCAAUCAAUGCGUCAUGGACUAUUCGCUCCUGGUCGGCGUGGAUGAAGAGAAAAGGGAGCUCGUGGUUGGAAUCAUUGACUAUAUCAGGACCUACACAUGGGACAAGAAGAUAGAAGGAUGGGUGAAGAGUUUGAGCGGACAGCCCACCGUCGUCUCGCCUGAGAUCUAUGGCGCCCGUUUUUGCGAGGCCAUGGCUCGCUAUUUCUUCAUGGUCCCAGAUCGCUGGACAGGAUUCGCACGACCCAUUCACAACUGA
This is a messenger RNA of Darwinula stevensoni, 5082 nucleotides long. The record is from the annotation of a GenBank genome assembly. NCBI's taxonomy places the organism in Eukaryota, Metazoa, Arthropoda, Ostracoda, Podocopida, Darwinulidae.